AAACUUAACAUUUUGUUUUGUUUACAUACCUAAUUUAUUAAAAACAGUGAAAAAUAAUUCAAAGAAUUCUAAGAUGGGAUAGUAGUGCUUGAUUAAAUUAAGGUACCUACCUAAUUGUGAAUUACAUCAUGUGUUCUCUGACUUCUCUGUGAGUGUGAACUCUGAUGUGUUUGUUUUUAGUCUGAUUUUGAUGCUAAAACGACCUUUCUGUUCUUAUUAAUUAAUAUUCGUUUUACUUUUAGAUUUUAAUUUCGUUAAAGGCAUAUGUAGUGAAACCUGUGUUAAUGAAACUGCGAAGUGCACGAAAUAUAUUUGAUUUGGAGCUAAUCUUCUACACGAGCGAUGUUACUACAAAUCAUAUAUUUCCAAUUUGCCCAGACGCGAAUGUAUAAGAACUACAUAUCAUAAAUGUUGAUCAACAUCCUGGAUGAUCGGCAUUUCAACGGCUCCUUUUAAACACUCAGCAUGGUGGUGGUGCUGAACGGAGUUCUCGUGGACGAGUGCCCCACGUCCGUGAGAGCGCUCCUGGCUGCACACCCUGGGUACAGAGACGCUGCAGCACAGUUGCUGGCUGCAGCCGCUAGAGUUGUCGGCCCUGCUGGUCUUCUAUACGUCGCGCAGAGGGAACUAGCUGCUGUUGUUCCUCAUGACAAGAACGUCAGUAUCAUCGGGUCGGAUGACGCCACAUCAUGUAUUAUAGUCGUUGUCAGACAUUCAGGGUCUGGAGCAGUAGCACUCGCCCACUUAGAUGGGUCCGGAACGGCGGAAGCAGCGUCCGCUAUGGUGGCGCGGGUCCAACAGCUAGCAGUGGGCUACCCUGAGGGUCGACUGGAACUGCAACUGGUUGGCGGAUUCACAGACCCCCACCGGUACUCUGACGAGCUGUUCUCUAAUAUUAUGUUAUCAUUCCAUCGUCUGUCAGAAGAGAUAGAUUUAACCCUCGCAUGCUGUUGCGAAUUAAACACGGCUUUAGGUGGGGGGUCGCCUGCACCCCUUGUCACUGGCGUUGGUGUGGACAUCCGUGCUGGGGAUCUCUUUCCGGCGACUUUCCCUGAUAAGGGGCCUGAACUACCCUUACGUGGGGCCAGGAAUAUCACUGGUGGACCAAAUUCUGCACAAGUUUUAGACAUUUACGACAACGGCGUUGGCAUGCUACGCAUUGGACCAUUCACGUAUGAACCGUUGAGAGGUGUAGACUUGUGGCUCGACCAAUCUGACGACUUCAUCCUUCAGCACCUCAGCACUACACCGGCUGUUGAGGCGCCGCAUUUCGUCCAUCACAUUCGUGUGACCCUAAAGUUCAUCCAACAGCAUCCGUUCCCAGCUGUAACAGUGUUUCCGGACAACCGGCCGCAUUACUACCGUCGCGAUGAACAGACCGGCUGCUGGGUGCCCGUGCGGUUCUAGACGUUGAACUAGAUCAGUGGCGUGAAAGACAGAGGCUGCUUUCCCUAAGUAGCUCAUUACUUACUUUUCAUUAUGAGUAAAUGGGUUCCUAACCAACUAAUGGCUACCUUGGGUUCAAAGCCCUAUGCGCGCCACUGCAUUAGAUAUUAACUUAAUGACAGGAGUUCCGACUGUGAUGGACCAGACGGAUAGAUUGCACCAUCUACAAAGUCGAAACAACAACCUCCAAUGUACUACCACAAGAUGGGUCAUUCAGAACAAAGUUUUUUUUUUUUGCAACCAAUUCAGCACCAGUAGCAAAAUUUCUCAUCAUAUUUUUUUCUGUUAUGGCACAACUUAUUUCAGAUUUCUUACUUUUAGCAACGAUCAAAGACAAUCAAGCAGCCUAUUUUUAUUUUAGCUUAUAGUGAUGUUUAUUGAAUAAUGAAUAAUAUUCGAUUAUAAUAUUGGCUGUCACUGACAUCCCAGUGUCUACUGACAAAAUAUAAUUUUGUUACAAAAACUUCAUUUAGGACGAAUUUAUGUUAUCGUGUUUGAUAAUAACAGUGAUUUUUUUUAGAUAAAUAAUAUUAUUGUUUUAGCUCUAUACUGUACCACAAUUUAGAUUGAAAAUGUUGUAAUAAUUUACAUUCCAUUGUGAUAUGGUAAGGUUUUGUUAAUGAUAAUACAAGAUACUAUUUAUGAAUUCAUUAUUAAAUUGUUUGUUUGUGGAAUAAAUAUUGUAAUGGGUUGAAUUAAAAUCUGAAAAAUAAAGAUUGAUUUCAAUACAAUUAAGAGAUAGAUUUGUUUAUAUUUUUUAGGACAAUGAUCUGUUUGGAUUUAUUUAUUGGACUCUUUGAUUAUUAUUAUUAUUAUUACCUAUUAUUCUUUGACCCUGUGUUUGAAAUGUAAAACAUGUUUUGUUUUUAUUUUCAUAAUUUACCUGCAUACCAACAUUUUAUAAAUUGGAUUAUUAUAGAAAAUACGUAUUUUUGUUGUUUGAUUCAAAGCUGAUUUAAGCUACUAUAAACUAUUAAGUUGAAUUUCUUAAAAAGUCAUCUGAAAUUGUUAUGUGAUUGGCAAAAAACACUGUUCCUUUGUAAGUUUUUCGUUAUGUGCGUAAUUAAGCCUCUAUCGCCCUAGAAUACGACAGUUACUGACUUGGUCUGUAAAUAUGCAUGUAGAAAGUUAGUACAGUUUAAGAACUAAUAUGAUUGUAUAUUUUGACAUAUUAUCAACUCAGAUUUCUUUUUUAUUAAACUUAAUUGUCAUGUAUUAGAAUAAUAGGUCUAUUGUUGUACAUUCCGUACAUACAUUUUCUUUUAAAACACUUUUUAAAAUAUCAAUAAUUUAAAGUUAAGACUUAUAGACUUCACUAUUAUGUUAAUUGUGCUUCCCAUAGGAUGAUUUGUUGAUUGAGUUAAUAAGUUUAUCUUUUUUUUGUAAGUAACGCAAAUAUCAACGUUUGUUACGUUCCUGUAUGUAUGUGUGAAAAUGGACAGUAUAAUGUUUAGUUUAUUUUGGGGAAUAGAAUAUUAUGAUACCUACUGUAAAUAUAAUAGUGAUUGAUUUAGAAACGUAAUUAUUAGAUAGUGACGUUAUUAGUUAUUGUUUUGUGUAAUAUAUAAUGAAUAUUAUAUUGAAAGUUUAAUACUG
Molecule: messenger RNA, 3042 nt
Organism: Maniola jurtina (meadow brown)
Lineage: Eukaryota; Metazoa; Arthropoda; Insecta; Lepidoptera; Nymphalidae
Gene: Ntan1
Product: protein N-terminal asparagine amidohydrolase
Exons: 10
Coding region: 466-1407 (313 amino acids)
Biological process (GO): ubiquitin-dependent protein catabolic process
Cellular component (GO): nucleus
Molecular function (GO): protein-N-terminal asparagine amidohydrolase activity
Source: RefSeq, a predicted model, not a curated record